AUGAAUUCUCCGACUUGUUCCUGUCAGUUCAUCCAGAAGAUACGCAACCUAAAUUUGCCGUAUUACCAGCAACAGAAUCAAGCCGGAUUUCUCAGCCUCGAAGAAAUAGUCAGUUUAGAUUGGCGCUCCUCGAAACUUGUACAAGCAACACAACACUGCCAAUGCUGUGUUACUGAUUUGGAAAUCAUGAUUGCCACACAAUCAACGUUGGAGACAGUCUUGAGCCUCCUCGAGGCAGCACAAAGUGCCUAUGGUUUACGAAUCAGUCGCAGACAUGGGCAAUCUUCCGCACAAGCAAUGAAUGAGAAACUAAGGCGAGGAUCAAAAGACAACAACAUGGAUACGUCGGGAGAUGUUUUCGUGCUAGGCCGGGUUGCUCUUGAUGAAGAAGAUUGCGACGCGAUGGCACGCAGCCUCAUCAUGAGCGCAAUCUUGAGAAUGGCUACAGGUGUUCGUGAGCUGAGGGAGAGGAUUGCAACAUACAGGGAUGACUCUUAUCUCCAGUUGCGAUCGGCCGGUCAGUGUUGCACUUUACCAAGACAAACGAAGGAUGCGGACAAUGAACUCGAUAAUAAAUUGAGCAUGAUGUUAGCUCGAAUCCGCGCAGUAGUGGCACGAGCGAGAAUGUGA
Messenger RNA from Colletotrichum destructivum, 630 nucleotides. RefSeq lists its product as uncharacterized. NCBI's taxonomy places the organism in Eukaryota, Fungi, Ascomycota, Sordariomycetes, Glomerellales, Glomerellaceae. The transcript has a single exon. The record is from RefSeq and is a predicted model, not a curated record. The coding region runs from base 1 to 630 and encodes 209 amino acids.